Messenger RNA from Callorhinchus milii (elephant shark), 1567 nucleotides. RefSeq lists its product as uncharacterized. NCBI's taxonomy places the organism in Eukaryota, Metazoa, Chordata, Chondrichthyes, Chimaeriformes, Callorhinchidae. The coding region runs from base 413 to 880 and encodes 155 amino acids. The record is from RefSeq and is a predicted model, not a curated record. The transcript is spliced from 5 exons.
AUAUAAAUCCCUGGAUUUGCUGGUAAUUGUUUUUUUUGAACAUUAUGAAGGCACCUGUUAUAAACAUUGAAACACAGCGGAAUCAGCUUUUGCCAGACCCCAAUUAAGCCCGGACACCUGGUAAAUCGAAUAAAACACCCGGGCCCGAUCCAUUUGUAUUCUUACCUGUUUAAAAUAUGCCAGUUAAUUCGGAUGAAAAUCUGGGUAAAAUGCACCGUGAGUUGCUCACUUCUGUGUGUCGAGCCUUCAACCAUGAGGGACUCCACACUAUGACCACUGGAACCUCUGCACAUCAGGUGAAUCCGUGCAGAUUCAUUGGCUUUUCCGUACUUCAUCUGCUUUCUGGUAAAGACCUACUGUAAUCAAGAAUCUGGCCGCACAUCUAUGCAAACUUGCCCACCUCUUUGCAAGGAUGAGUGGGUGCCAUGAGCUUGAGCUCCUAAAAAGGGAAAAGGGGUUCGUUCUGGAUGGCAUUGCCACCAGUUUCCUGGCACAGGGCUACAACAAGGUCAACCCCAAACUCAGCGACGUGAUUCCCCCUUACAACCCUCAGAAGGAUCCCUACGCCAAGAACAGAUUUGAAAGCAAAGAAAUGAGGGAGUUCCUCAAGAAAACGAACCAGAUGGAUGGCGGUUCUUCAAGCGGUGGUUGGGUGGUGGAUUAUUUUUAUAAGUAUGGGCCGGUUCAGUUCUAUUUGGCCAAGAGAAACGCGGCUGGAGCAGGUCACUCCUUUGAAGCGAUAGGUGCCCACCGUCAAUAUCUGUCAGAUGUUAAACCUAUGGUUGGAUACAGUGGAAGAUUUGGAUAUAGAAGAACAACACCUUGGCUGAGGGAAAAGUCAUCUUCAUUUGGAGAGGUCACCAACCUUUCACUGUACUAACACCCCUGCAAAUAGUGAAGACGUUUUGGACUCGGGUAUUUUCAAAGCAGGCAGGGACUUUAUUGUGGUGCGUUACUUGGAGACGAACGGAUCAUGAAUCUUUCACCAUGACUCGAAAUCAGGACAACGGCAAUCUGAUCUGUAUGACAACAACAACUUGCAUUUAUGCAGCACACAGCCAAUCUGCUUUUUCGUCCAGUAAAACCUGAUGACAAUCACAAAAUGUUUUUCCAGUUCCCUUGUCCGUAAAGUUAUAUUUUGCACAUCAACCGCUUGAACUGUUUCUCUGUAGGAACCAGAAAAAUAUGCCUGUUGCGUGAUAAUUUUCCGACUGCACACUUUCCUUCUGGUAUCGACUUCACAUGUAUUCUGUUUAAUUGUGUACAUUUGGAAUGAUGGUCCAUUGAUUUGUUCAGCUCUCCCGUCCAUGGUGUUGGGGUGGAAGAAGGGGGAGGAUGACAAGGCGGCUUUUCCGACUUUAUUUUUAAAAUAAUAUUCUACUAUGCAGUGUAACGAUUUUGUAUUAUAUCAGUGCUGACACAGGAGUAAGAAGAGCUUUUAGCAAAAGCGCAGGCGUUUGACAAAACAUGACUGCAAUAUUGCCCUGUUUGCUCUGCACCAGAAGGAAAGUAAAACAGGUCGGUUUAACUGCUCAAAAAUAAACUUCACGGCACUUUAUCUUUUUAA